This is a messenger RNA of Solenopsis invicta (red fire ant), 2506 nucleotides long. RefSeq names its product modular serine protease. The record is from RefSeq and is a predicted model, not a curated record. Gene Ontology annotation, biological process: proteolysis. Gene Ontology annotation, molecular function: protein binding; serine-type endopeptidase activity. Lineage: Eukaryota; Metazoa; Arthropoda; Insecta; Hymenoptera; Formicidae. The transcript is spliced from 8 exons. Bases 136 to 2184 code for a protein of 682 amino acids.
GCUUUGCCUGCGUUGGGUAAUUCCAGUCUCGUGGGAUCAGUAUAUCCUGUGGAAGAAUUGUAGUAAAUACUCGAGCGCCGAGGUAUAAGAAAGCGCUGAUUGCGAUUACUGACAUUCGCGUAUGUGUACCUUAUCAUGCGGAAUGUUCGACGAAUUUCCACACUACUAAUAGUUUACGUGUGCAUUGGUUCUGGUUACGCACAAAUUAAUAAUGAUUGCGGGCUGGAUAAAUUUCAAUGUCGUGAUGGACAAUGUAUAGCGAGUGCAUUGUUAUGCGAUGGCAAAAGAGACUGCAGAGAUUCGUCCGACGAGACGGAGGCAGAGUGUAAAAAGCCAGAGGUUCUAUGUCAUCCCUAUGCCUUUCGUUGUAAUUACGGUGCCUGCGUAGAUGGAGACUCCGUGUGUAAUGGUAUUCAGGAUUGCGCUGACAACAGCGACGAAACGCAGCCCCGGUGCUCCGGAAGUAACGUAUCAAAUGGUCAAACGGAAAGACCUAGACGCGAUUGUAAAUCGCAUCAGUUUGCAUGCAGCAAUGAUCAGUGCAUUCAGAACACUGACGUGUGUGACGGGCGACGAAAUUGUGCGGAUGGCUCCGAUGAGACAUCUGAAUUAUGUAGAUCAUUACGUUGUCCCCCGACAGCUUUCCGUUGUUCGUAUGGAGCAUGUAUCGAUGGUGAUUUACGAUGUAACGGAGAAGUCGAUUGCGCCGAUAGAUCCGAUGAAGAUUCGCGAUUAUGUAGCGGAAAUGCAUGGCCGUCACCUCUACCGACGAUAUUACCACCAGUAACAGAACGACCGUCAUCUCGACCGACGACAUCAACUCUACCAACACGACCAAUACAGACUCCUAGGCCAAUACCUACUGGUGCGAACACUUGCAGAGCACCUCCGCAACCGCAAAAUGGUCAAUGGAAGUUACGAUCGCAAUGUUCAAGUGGACAGGAAUGUCACGUUGCAGAAGGAACGCAACUGGAAUUAGGAUCUCAUCUCGUCUACUUCUGUAAUUCGGGAUAUGAAAUAACAGGUCCACCCGACGUAUUCUGCAGUAGAGGACAAUGGAUUAAUAUACCAAGUUGCAGAGAGAUACGCUGCACACCUUUAACUACAGCAUCUGUCCAAGCUACAUGUACGUACGACUAUAGAUGGGUAUCGUGUGAAUCUCCAGUACGACCGAACACAAGAGCGGAAUUGAAAUGUCAAAAUAGUUAUCGGCCGGAAAAUAUUGAUCAACUUUCCGGACAAAGGAGGAACGUAAGAUGUAAUGCAAACGGUCAAUGGGAACCGGCUCCUAUGCGAUGCAUUCCAGUGUGCGGCAUUUUACCUCCCAAUAUUAUACCGACAGCUGUAGGCGGUAUUCGACCACAAAUCACGGAAUUUCCGUGGCAUGCCACGUUAUACCGCGAUGAACCUGGCGAACCCAAAAAAUUUUUCUGUGGAGCAUCUAUUGUUCAAGAGAAUCUUUUGAUAACAGCAGCUCAUUGUGUUUAUGAUGAGGACACUAGGCAAUUAAUUAAAGCUAAUUCCAUUUACAUAUUAACGGGAAACAUCUAUCGCGAUUACAAUUAUAGACAUAAUGAAAAUCUCGUUAAAAGAAAUCAGGUGAAACGUAUUUACAUCGUACGCAAUUAUCUAGGACUUGUAGGAAAUUAUCUUUGGGAUAUUGCGAUAUUAGAACUCGUCACGCCAUUCGUAUUGUCAACUUGGUUGGUUCCUGUAUGCAUAGAUACUUUAAACGAUAGGAAUGUAUUGGAGGUCGGUUCUCUGGGAAAAGUAGCGGGAUUUGGUAGAACCGCAUACGGUGAAUCUAGCGCGCUCCUACAGGCUCUGACAGUGCCCGUGAUUUCACUUAGCCAAUGCAAGUCUGUAAGCCAAAAUGCUAAUACGGAACAAUUUAUCACCAACGAUAAAUUUUGCGCAGGCUACACGAAUGGUUCUUCUGUUUGUGAUGGUGACAGUGGCGGUGGAUUAGUCUUUCAAACUAAUUUGUGGUAUCUCCGAGGUAUUGUUAGUGUUUCCCUCGGCACGAUACAAGAGGGUGGAAAUGUUCACUGCGACAACAACUUGUAUUCUUUAUACACAGACGUAUCCAGACAUAUUUUAUGGAUACAAGAUGUCAUUACAAAAAUAGAACAAAAUCAAAUCCAUAUAUUAUGCGCAGAUGAGUCUCAAACAAGAUGUUCAUAAAUUUAACGACGAUACCACUAACUGUUACGUACAAUCAUGGAGGAAAAAAAUUAUUUUGUACCACAUGUCUAUCGAUAAAUUAUCUUUAUUCUUUAUUAAAUUUAUAAUUAUAUGUGAAGUUGCAACUUUACUGAAUGAAAUAAUAAUUAAAACUUGAAAGACUUAGAAUAGGAAGUAUUUUUUUAUACAUAUGUGAUAUAAAUGAGAUUAAUUUCAUAAUUUUAACUGUUUUUCAUUUAGUGGUUUUUAAAAAUUCUUACUACUUUACAAUAUAAAUAUGUAAAAAAUGGAUAGGUAGAAAUAAAAAGUGAAUUGCCAUACA